Aspergillus sclerotioniger CBS 115572 is the source of this 1840-nucleotide messenger RNA. Its product is annotated as tannase and feruloyl esterase. The transcript is spliced from 2 exons. NCBI's taxonomy places the organism in Eukaryota, Fungi, Ascomycota, Eurotiomycetes, Eurotiales, Aspergillaceae. The coding region runs from base 215 to 1819 and encodes 534 amino acids. The record is from RefSeq and is a predicted model, not a curated record.
CCUGGGUCACGCACAUCAGGCGUAGACUGCCGUUAUCAUUUCCCGAAAUGAGAUCGCCCUGUUUAGGCAUAUUUCGAGUCGUUCAAGAAUCGUAUUGGGGGUGAUGUCGGUUUCAUAUAAGAUGACUGACCAUGGCAUAUCCAAUCUUGGUUGUUGGAUUGCCUUCUAACAAAUCGGAAAUUUCAAACAGUACAGACGUCCUUUCUCACUCAAUAUGGCCAUUCUAUCCAUAGCCUGGGCUCUCCUGAUAACAUCAGCCCGCCUGGGGCUUGUAUCAGCAUCAAAGCCCUGCAUCGCAGACACAUUCAGGUCCCUCGAACUGAAUAACAUCAACAUACUCUCGCUUAAUGUCACAGCUGUGCGCAACUACCUGACCGACGAUUCAGCAUCCGAUGGGGUCACAUCAGCACCGACAGGGCGAAUACCGUUGACAGUGGAUAUCUGCUUUGUAUCAUUGACUUACACACACCCCGGCCAGAACGACGUUGUCAAUACGUAUAUCGGACUUCCUCUUGACGUCAGCAACUGGAACACCCGCUUCCUAAUGGACGGUGGAGGUGGAUGGACGGCCGGUGGUCUCGACGAGAUUAUUUCUCCCGUCGCCUCCGGAUACUCGUCUUCCUCCACUGACGGGGGACAUAACAGCACUACCUCGACGGCAGACUGGGGGUUUGUGAGCGAGGGCAAUACCAAUUGGCCUGCUCUCUGGGACUUUUCUAGCGUAGCCUUAGGGGAGGCGGCUACGCUCGGGAAGAUGGCCACCGAAAUUUAUUUCAAAUCAUCGCCCAAGUACUCGUACUGGAACGGGUGCUCCACGGGCGGUCGACAGGGCCAUAUGAUGGCCCAGAGAUUUCCGACCUAUUUUGAUGGUAUCGUGGCGGGUUCACCGGCCAUCAAUUGGGAUAGGUUUCAACUGGCCGAGUACUGGCCCGCCUUUCUGGCGCAAUUUCUAGAUACACAGCCACCUGCGUGUGUUCUCAAUGCUUUCACAGACGCCGCAAUCCAAGCUUGCGAUCUUCUGGAUGGCGUGAAAGACGGAAUCAUCUCGCUCCCAGGCCAGUGCCAUUUCAAAGCAUCUUCCAUCGUCGGCCAAACAGUAAACUGCAAUAAUCCCUACGGGCAGAUUACUAUCACAGACAGGAUGGCCGACCUCGUCAGAGGCAUGUGGGAAGGCCCCAUCUCUCUCGAGGACCAGUUCGAGUGGUACGGUCUCAACUACGAUGCCGAUCUGACGUCUCUACUUACUACUACCUGCACAUCUCUCCACAACUGUACGGUAAUCCCUUUUAGUAUCAGCGCAGACUGGGCCAGGGUAUUCCUGGCCAGAAACUCCUCCUUCAGCGUUCAAGGUCUGACGCGACAAGACUUUGACAACCUCUUCCGUGAAUCCGUCGAUCAAUAUGCUUCCAUCAUCGGGACACACAACACUGACUUGACCAGUUUUAUGGUUGCCGGAGGAAAGAUGAUUUCUUGGCAUGGAAUGCAGGAUGAAUUGAUCCCGACCAACGGGACGGUGGAUUAUUACUCUCGGGUCAUGGAUCGGGAUCCGGAUGUUGCGGACUAUUACCGGUUCUAUUUGGCGCCAGGGGUAGCUCACUGCGGUGGAGGCCCGGGAUUUGAUCCUAGUGAUACUGUGUUUAAAACACUGAGGGCGUGGGUUGAGAAUGGCACAGUGCCUGAUACCCUUGGAGCAAUUGCGACGGCUGUUGCGGGCUCGAACAGUAGCUCGACUCGGACGGCACAGCUUUGUCUGUACCCGGAGAUCUUUACAUAUGUGGGUGGGGAUCCCAACGAUGCAUCGUCGUUUGGCUGUGUUUGAUCAUGGAUGCUGUUUAAUAUA